Messenger RNA from Oldenlandia corymbosa var. corymbosa, 1041 nucleotides. NCBI's taxonomy places the organism in Eukaryota, Viridiplantae, Streptophyta, Magnoliopsida, Gentianales, Rubiaceae. The record is from the annotation of a GenBank genome assembly.
AUGUCCCCCAGCCAAGAAAAGCAAGAAAAGAACAACUACCCUGAAUAUAUCCAUCACGAUAUGCUUGAUAAUAUGUUCAUUAAUCUGUCAUUGGAAAAGAUUGGUGAGUUCUGUCAUGUCAGCAAAGCUUGGGAGCAAAUGACGAAAAGACAAGAAUUUGUUCUUAAAAAACGGGAGAUGAGCUACCCUGCAGCUGAAAAAAACAUCCUUGUUUUCACUCAAACAGGCCAAGAAGGUCACCUGUUGCAAGACAAACUAAUCGCCACCAAGAUAAAAGUGCAAAUGGAUAACCCAUGCAACCACAUACGAUUCAAUUGUGAAACAGCAUUUGGGUACGUAUCAUCCUCAAAAACUUACGUUUUCAUGGCCCUUAUUGCCGAUGGAAAAAACAUGCAAGGCUGCAUUUUUUCUUUUCAAAGUUGUUCAAAUAUUCAUAGAGGGAAAUGGAAAACACUUUGCAAUGUAUGUCCUCGCCUUGUAUCUGAUGGAACCUGGUUUAAUAGAUUCGGGUACCGGUGUGUAGACAAACUAUCCUCUGAAAUAGCAACACCUCAAGAGUUGCUAGUCGUGUUUGACUACCACACUCAACAAUUCCAAACCAUAAACUGCCCUCCAUCUCCAAUCUUCUUUAACCCCACUGAUCCUUCUCAUAUGAAUCUCCAUGUGAAACUAUUGGACUUCCAAGGGACUUUGUGUGUAAUAGAUGAGUACCACAUUACUCAGAAUCAUCACUGUCAGAUGUGGGCAUUGGAUCUAGAUCCUUCCCCAUGGGAUUGCAUGUUUGAGACCCAUGAAUUCCCAAAUGUGAACACACACGUUCCACACGGAUUAGAUUUCCGUCAUGAUUGGCUUUAUCCAGUGUUUCUAAGCCACAAAUCAUCUCCAGCGGGACAGUUCAUUUUCAAGGGAUAUGAUAAUCGACAUUUGCUGUUUUAUAGUCUUCCUACCAGGAAAAUCACACACUCAAGUACAUCGCCGGAUCUAGAAACCAGUUACAUCAUUACAGCAUGUUACUUCUGGGAGACAUUAACACACUUUUAG